Messenger RNA from Maudiozyma barnettii, 1287 nucleotides. It is a transcript of the gene MSS51, whose product is annotated as Mss51p. Gene Ontology annotation, biological process: mitochondrial respiratory chain complex IV assembly. NCBI's taxonomy places the organism in Eukaryota, Fungi, Ascomycota, Saccharomycetes, Saccharomycetales, Saccharomycetaceae. The record is from RefSeq and is a predicted model, not a curated record. The coding region runs from base 1 to 1287 and encodes 428 amino acids. The transcript has a single exon. Gene Ontology annotation, cellular component: extrinsic component of mitochondrial inner membrane.
AUGGGAUUUGUACGAAAUGCUCUUGGUUUAGAACCACCUUCUGCGGAAACUGACCCAACACCAGAGAAUCGAUUCCAUCCUUGGGAUCAAUCGCCUUAUCCACAACUACGAGAGAGAGCUAAUAGGAUCAUGGAGGUUGCCAAAUGUCCCGUAACAGGCAAAAAUAUUCAAUAUGUGUGUCCUUUGUCUGGUAUACCAACUCAUCAUUCUAAAGAAGCAUGGGAGAUGGAUAAAAAUUAUCACGAAAAUAAGAUUUACGAGAAACUAAGGAAAGUAAAUAUAUAUGAACAUGAUUUGAGAAGUGGGAGACCAUUUCCCGAAUUCGAGUUCCCUUUAAGUCAAGGAAGGGACAGGGUCAUCAAUAUGACUAAUUGGGAUUUAUUCUUUUAUACAAGAGGAUUUUAUUCAAUGGAUACAGAGUUUCAAUUGGCUGCAAUGACCAAGAUGCUAAGUUAUCCAUUGACUAUUGCAUCGAUACUAUCUCAGUUUUCCCCGUAUUUCUUAAACCCUAAAGGUCCUAUAACUUUAGAAGGUUUGAAGUCCCUGGCUGCAUUACGUUACACCCUUUAUUCAAACCAAUCUGGUGAUAGUGGAAAUUUGUUGACGAAGGCUAUGGAUUCAAAGAUUGGUAAAGCAGGUAAAGAGGUAGUCGUAAAGAAUAGACCUGUACGGUUGUUCAUUCUCGGAGCAAGAGCAGAAACACAACUUCCUGGUUAUGUAUGGAAGCAAUUGCAAUAUUUAUUCCCUUUACAAUCAUUUGAAAUUUAUUUUAUAGGGCCGGAAUCAUAUUAUGAUAAGCAACAAAACCAGUACGUUAGAAAGCAUGACGGAAAACCAUUUAUAAGGAAAGUUGACGAAACUUUGAAAUUGAUUCAUUACACUGAUUAUUUUAAUGUAUUUCAUAAAAUGGAAGAAUUCUAUCCUUAUGAUCCCUUCUUCGAUUGCUUUUUUACAUUCCAUCCAGGAUAUGCUUCUGAAAGUGUUACAUCAGCUGCUAAGGGUAAAGAAACGUGGAUAGAUAAUGGUACAAUGAAGGCAUUGUUAGAUACUAAGUGUGCUAUUUUCACUACAGGAUUCAAUAAAACAGAUAUUGUAAAUGAUAUGAAUCUUUUACAGAAUAAAUUCAAUUCUGAAAUCGAUGUAUUGAUGAAUCCAAUAGAAAAUAUAUUCAAGAGUACCAAAUGGGAAUUGAAUGAUUUCAACCCACAAGAAGUAUAUCAAUUCAAUAUGUAUGUAGCAGGAUUUAGGGGGAAACGUUACCAUACUACAGAAGGAUCCCGUUCAUAA